Molecule: messenger RNA, 2958 nt
Organism: Fukomys damarensis (Damara mole-rat)
Lineage: Eukaryota; Metazoa; Chordata; Mammalia; Rodentia; Bathyergidae
Gene: Arv1
Product: ARV1 homolog, fatty acid homeostasis modulator
Exons: 5
Coding region: 118-870 (250 amino acids)
Biological process (GO): sphingolipid metabolic process; sterol metabolic process; regulation of plasma membrane sterol distribution
Cellular component (GO): cortical endoplasmic reticulum; Golgi apparatus
Source: RefSeq, a predicted model, not a curated record
CGAGAACCCUUCCGGUCCCGACCUGACAACUUCCGCCCGUGACCACAAGCGGCUUGCGUAGUGACCCGGGAAACUGUUGGACGCGGAGAAUAGAGGCACUGGAAGGACGCAGAGGAGAUGGCCGAGGCCGUCCUGACCCCCUGUCCGUACAGGUGUAUCGAAUGUAACCAGGGGGCCAGCGAGCUAUAUCGAGACUACAACCACGGCGUGCUGAAGCUCACCGUCUGCAAAUCCUGCCAGAAACUUGUGGACAAAUAUAUUGAGUAUGAUCCUGUUAUUAUCUUGAUUAAUGCUAUUCUGUGUAAAGCUCAGGUCUACAGGCAUAUUCUUUUCAAUACUAAAAUAAACAUCCAUGGAAAACUCUGCAUUUUUUGUUUGCUUUGCGAAGCAUACCUGAGGUGGUGGCAGCUUCAGGACUCAAAUCAAAACACUGCUCCAGACGACUUGAUUAGAUAUGCCAAGGAGUGGGAUUUUUACAGAAUGUUUGCAAUUGCUUCUCUAGAACAAAGUGCCUUUUUAAUUGGCAUUUUUACUUUUCUGUGGGUAGAACGACACACAACAGUAAAAACAAGGCCCAACUUCGUCUUGCUACUGAAGGCAUUAUUGUUAUCAAGCUAUGGGAAGCUCCUCCUGAUCCCAGCUGUCAUCUGGGAGCAUGACUACACACCUCUAUGCCUCAGGCUUAUCAAAAUGUUUGUCCUGACCUCAAACUUCCAAGCAAUCAGAGUGACGCUAAACAUUAACCGCAUGCUGUCCUUGUUGGCUGUCCUGAGUGGCUUACUGCUUGAAAGCGGCAUGGUCUACUUCUUCCAGAGGAUGGAGUGGGACAUUGGCAGCGACUGCGCCUUCUAUAGGGAUCAGGACUUCUGAAGGAGGUACCAGAGCACCCAGGUCCAUGUGCUCAGACAUGCUUCCUUCUCAGCUUAGACAGGAGGCAGUGGAAAUAAGUGUGUGCCUCUGAGAAGCCGAUCCCCUUGUGUCUCAUUGCUUUGAGAACUGGGUUGGGUGGUUCCCAGAUUCUUUGCUUUAGUUCUAUUGGUUAUUCUGAGUGACAGCAGCAUCCCCAUUUUUAUUGCUUCAAAGGUCCUGUCCCCAAUCUAACGCUUCCACACCAGCCCUCCUCUAAUGAAAUCUCACUCUGACACUCAUCCACUAAUUCAUCUCCUACCCUUUCCAGCAAUUCUGCUCCCUUCUUCCCGCCACCCCUGCUUGCCCCCACCACCACCUUGGUACCAGGGAUCGAACUUGCAACCUUGCAUUUGCGAGGCAGGCACUGUGCCACUGAGCUAAAUCCCCAGCCCUUCAACCUUCCUUUUUGCUGCCUGCCUUACCUAUACUACCCUAGACCUUUAACUUUCUUCUGCUUCUGACCAGCUUUGCCUCUCUUUGAGCCACACUUGGAACCUGUAAACAGCUAUUCAGCUGUUCUGUUAAACCCUUGAAACCCACCAGCUUCUUGCUGUCCAUCACAUAGUUACAGUGCCCAAGUUGUUGGAGCAGCACCUCUGCCAGGGACAGGCCCUCAGUGGGCCUCUGGCUGCUGCUCUCCAUCACUGUAGGGACCACCCCCCACCAGGGUCUGUGCUCCUUAUUACCAUGCCGCCUCCUGUGACUCCCCCUCCUCCUCCUGCCUACCGGGGUGCUCACUGCCUCACUGCGGCUCUUUCCGACCUUGGGGUUCUCCUCCCUCCAUGCAAGGAUGCAAGAUCCUAUGGUUGAUCACAGCACAGAAGGGUGGGGACAGGGGGGAUAUGCUGUGUCCAUGCCCCUCCUCAGGGACAGCAGAGUCACUGUGGCUCCCAGCUACUUGUACUUUCCUGUGGUGCCACACUAUAUUCCUAUCACCUCCAUCUCCCUUUGUGCCACUUUGCUCUCUUCGGGUCUUCAGAGACACACCUGCCCUGCUUAUCCUUUCCCUCCACUGGGCCCUGCCCAUGGCCAGUGCCCACACCUUGCUCUUUAUUCUGGGCACUUUGCUCCAUUUCUUCACUUUUUUCUAUACAUUGUGCUUCCUCCCAGAGUGUCCCGAGUCUGCAUUUCUAAAACUCAGAGGAAAGCCAGUUGCCAGCUGCUCUCAGGCUUCCAACCCUCCCUAUGCUCUGCCAAAACAAGCCACCCAUCCCCUUCAAUGUGGUUUUGUCCUGCCUGUGCUGGUACUCUGUUCUUGGCCUUGCUACUCUCCUGUGUACCCUGCUGUGCACACCCUCCCAGACCUCAGACCUCCACCUGCUUUGACCAGGCUGCUGGCCUGUCCACUGCCCCUGCAGGAACCCAGGGGCUCCUACCAGAGGUCAGCAGGCCUAAAACUGAGCUCAGUGUUACUGCUGUCCCCUAAGUAGUCUUUGCUGAUAGCCUCCCUUCAAGAUGUCCCUCACCUCUUUCCCUCAGGCUGCAGCCCACACUCCUGUCUCCUGCCUCCUGCCUGAGGAUAUAGAAUCCCCUACCUGCCAUCACUCGAAACUGGUUAACAGUCAUAUCCUCAAGAAGUACCCCAGUCACUUCUCACUGCUGCCUUGGGCAUUUCCAGCCUUUACUUUUCUCCAAGGCUCUGUGGCCCUCACUGCUCCCCUCUGCUCACGACCUGCCUCCUCUCCAGAAUGCCCAGGAGCCCCUUCGCCAUGAAAGGGUUCCUUCCUACCCUGUGCUGUGCCGUGUCCAGUACUCUAGCUACCUCUGUCUAGGCAACAGUGUGGUGGCUAUGGCCCCAGCACCAUCCUAGACUAUCCAGGCUGGCCAUUUCAUUUCAUUUUCUUCCUUAACUGCUUCUGCUUGUUGGCUGUCAAUUAUAAUCUAGUUAGGGAAAUAAGCUCAUGUUAAGCACUUCAAACCCAUUGUCCUGCUUUAUGUUAACUCGUCUUUUAUACUUGCCUGUAUCAUUAAAACUGUCCAAGGCGUGGUGGCACGUGCCUGUAAUUCUCACACCCGGGAGACUAUGGCAGGAGGAUCACGAGUUUGGGG